Cloeon dipterum is the source of this 15055-nucleotide messenger RNA. RefSeq names its product transmembrane protein KIAA1109 homolog tweek (gene tweek). The transcript has 55 exons. Lineage: Eukaryota; Metazoa; Arthropoda; Insecta; Ephemeroptera; Baetidae. The coding region runs from base 253 to 14799 and encodes 4848 amino acids. Gene Ontology annotation, biological process: synaptic vesicle endocytosis. The record is from RefSeq and is a predicted model, not a curated record.
UUAAAAGGACUAAAAACAUCACGGAACGAUCCAAACAAGAGUGUGCUUUUGUCAGAUACCCCGUAAACUGAGUUUCUUUUUUAUCUUGUCGCUUAUCUUGUGAUUCAAGACGGUUUAUCACUUUGCUCAUCAGUUUUUUCCUGAUUUCUCUCCAUGUCAUCAUUGGACGAAACGUGAAUCAGCCUCAAAAUGAGCGGUUUCCAAGUGAAAAUUUCAUCCUGGUCUGACAUAAAUCACGUCUAACUGCUGGAAAUGGAGGCGAUAACAACAAUGAUUGCCUUUACAACUGAAGAGCCAGUUGUCAGCACCAACAUGACUCCCAUAAAAAUUUUCAAUGUAGACCUAAGGUCUCCAGAUUGGGCCAGCAUACAAUGGGACACAGGAAUGUUCCUACUCCUCACCUCACUCGUUGCUGCUACAGCUUGGAUCACCUUCAGCACAUAUUUCAUGUCAAGAAUCAUCGGCUACAUCCUGACCAAAAUUCUCAACAGAUUUGUUAAAACUGGUUUCAUGAAAAUUGGUUCCUUCACAUUCAAUGCUCUAAGUGGAAAAGUUAUGUUCCGAGACUUUUCUUACAUUACAGCAGAUUAUUCUGUAAGAGUGCAAGAUGGCUAUGUCAUUUUUAGGUGGUGGAGAGCUUACGUGCCAAAAGAUGUGACCGAAGAUUUGUCUCAUUCUGACACCAGACUAUCGGUUGUUCUCAAUGGAAUGGAAAUUCAUCAAUACAAUAGAUCUCAACUCUACUCAAGGCUAGAAAACAUGUUUGGAAUUGAUCCUCUGAUAAUGAAGGGCUUUGAAGAAAAAGUUGAGGAGGAUACCAAUCUGAAAGUAAAGCCUGACGCGAGGACUUCCCGUAAGGCUCCAAAGAGCCCUGGCAAACUAUACACAUGGCGAGAUCUCAUCCCAGUUGUCAAAGUGGAUGUAUUCGCUGGUCGCAUGGUAUUUGGGAACAGACUUGUUCCAACAACAUUGUCAGUUAACAUAGAGGAAGCCCAUUUUGUUUACUCCACCAAACCUGCAGCGUCUAGACUUGAUCACUUCAUGCACUUCAUUAAAUGCAAAGCAGAAAAUUUCAAGGUGAUUUUGGUACCAAGUCCUAAAUACACUGGUAUGGUUGAUGAUCCACCGCGGUACAUGGGCGAGGGCUUUGUCGUUCUUUCCUCAAACAAUGUUGAGCUGUACUACUAUAUGGAUGAACCUGGAUUUGUACCAGAAGAACCAAUGAUGCUGCAGUUAGCUAAUGGUGACAUUGUGGAGUCAGCUCCUCCAAUCUGGGGCUUGGACAUAAAAUGUGGCAAAGGCACAGACUUUAGCUAUGGGCCUUGGGCUGAUAGGCAGAGAGACAACCUGUUUCGAUUUUUCUUCCCAAAUGAAUACCAGCCAAUGAAACCAAGCAAGCCACCUUUGCCAGGCGAAAAACGUGUGGUUCAGUCCUUCGACAUCAGGCUUAACACUCUUAAUGAAUCAACAAUGGACAUUUUGUUUUCCAAAAACAAGGAAACCAACGCGGUGCACAUCAACAUUGGCCAGGGUUCAUACUUGGAGGUGACAAUUCCAUGGGUUGUGAAGGAGGACGGCUACACAACUAAAGUCACAGGCCAAUUAUUGCACUUGGAAGCCUCUACUAGUCUUCAGUAUCGAAGCCUCGUGGAAAGUGAAACUUUAGAAUACAAAGUAGUUUGUCACUAUCCUAUUCAUUGGAAUGAGCACCAGGAAUGGUCUUUGUCUCUAACUGGCUGCAAAGCAACAGUCAAUUUCAUUUACUCACACAUUCAUUUCUUCAAAGAUAUGGUCAACGAUUGGUCAAGCAAAUCCCGGCCUGAUGUGAUCCACUUUGUUCCUUACACGUGGAAGAUACUGUUGAUUUUGAAAGACUUUGAAUUGAUUACUAUUAGCAAUGAAUAUAACUGGGUCGACUGUUCUUCCCAAAAUCAAGAAAACGCCCAUGUGGCUUUUUGUGGGGACCUGUUUGACAUGUCAUUUGAUCUCCCAUUUGUUGACUUCCUGCCUCCAUCGCUGCCGCUGAGGUUUUGGAUCCAAGGGGAAUGUGUGGACAUGGCUCUCUUUCUCCCAGAAGUGCACUCGAGUCGAGCUAUCAUCAUGGCUCUUGAUCGGAAUGCAAAAAUUAUGGGGAGGGAUGAAAAGAAAGCUGAGAAAAUCAAACGAUGGAGGAAUGUUUGUCAGAGAAGCAAUGGAUGGGUCGACUGCUGGUCAGUCCCUAUUGUGGCAAUAAGCAUCGUGUACAUUUAUCAUCCGAUGCCUCCAAUGGGGCCACCACCUCAGGCCAACAUAACUACACCUGAAAAGGAGGAAAUUUUGCUUUCGCCAAUUCGGAUUCCUCACAUGAACAAGCUAAAUACUUUCCAGCAAUGGCCUGAUGGAGGACAGAAGUUUGAUCCAAUGACCCUAGAAGCUGACAAAGUGUCCGUAGAAAUAGAAAUAGGCUCAUCAUUGUUGCUGCUCUAUGGCUCAGUCCUAAGAAAUUUCAUACACCUGAAAGAGAACAUUUUUGGAGAGGAUCAAACUUUUACAGAUAUGCAAAAGUCUAAAGCAUCUUCGCCUCCUUCAGUUACGAAUUUACAGUCUGGUGCUGAUGAUGAUGGGGAGAAGAGUUUUGAUCCAAGAGACUACCGCCCCCUCGAUGUGACAGUUUCGCUUACUUUGCAUGAUAUUCAAGCCCAUUUGGUGAAGAACUGCGGAGAAAAAGAUCCACCGUGCCCAGUAGCAAUGAUUGAGAGGAUUGGAUUCGAGAUGAAAAAGGGGUUCCAGGAAACAACUUUGCAGCUAUUAGUCUCGCCAGCAUUCCUUCUGUCCUCUGAUUUGGUGCCACGAAACAUUAAAGAUGUUCACCUUGGACAGGGGCAUCUUAUGCUGUCUGGCUUGCAAGUGAGGGGACAUGCAAUGUUCAGUGAUGAGGGAAUUUCCUUGGACCAUGAUACUCUUGAGUAUGCGUGGAUGAUUGAAGUGCAGCUUGGCAGAUUGACUGGAAAACUGUCAGCGCCACAAUUGUACCAUUUAAUCACAAGUUUAGAAACUUUCCUCCUCUUGGCUUUAGAUGGUGAAAACUGCCUUCGUCCGCCUAGGCUUCCAAGACUUUGCCAUCACGGUUUGCAUCCUCGGCAGUGUCCUCAGUCAGUAGAUCUCGCCUCAAAUAACCAAACCCCAGGCAAAUUGCAACAGUGUCCAACAAGUGACGAAAUCAAGUACAAAAUGACCAGAGUGGCAUUGGAUGCUCUAGAUAUUUACUUUGUGGAAGCAUCAACUGCGAUUCAUCUUUUGGCAUCUCCUAUUCGCGUUUCAACAUGUAACCUUCACGGCAGCCAAGUCAAGUCAGGUGUCACAGCAUUAUUGCCUCUUGUGCAAAUUCGGCAGUUUAUCUGCAUGCAAAACAACUUUGGUACUGGCACCAAUCGCUCUCAAGGCAGCAACGCUGGUGGGGUCAAAGAUGGCUGCGAUUCUUGGCUAGAGAUUGGUUCAAUUUCUCUUGGUCCUUUAAUUGUUGAAGCCGCGAUGUCUCUGUCAUCACCAGAGCAGAGUUUACAUUUGGUGCAGCACAAAUUUUUGCGAACGCAUGAUGAAAAAACUCGCAAGUUAUGGUUCUUGUGGCUCAAUGAGAAAGAGGGUCACAGCGUUGCUGCUGGAAAAUCAAUUGGAAAAUGUGGCUGCAUUGGUGGCUGUGUAUUUUUCGGCCAGAACAUCAAUGGACCUGGUUUCUUUAAGCCGAAUCGACUUGAUCUGCAUGAUGGUAUCAAUGUCGCUUCAUACAGAGUCAAUCCAAUUGGAGCUGACCCAGGAUUUGGGCAGAGCAUACUGCAUGAGAAGCAGCUAGUGUUCCAUACACCUCCCUACACCUCCUAUGAUAUUGUGUCGCUUCAAGACCCUCCAAGCUGGAACAACACAUUAACAAGAAGUCACGAUCACAGUCUUAGAGUACCUUCAAAGAACAGACCAGUUUUUGAGCGCUCCAGUUCAAUAUCUGAAUCAAAACCUUCACCAGCUAAUAUCAGCAUCAACAGUAAUCAGUCAGACAGGUCUCUAGGGAGAAGGUUUUCAUACACUCCGACUGGCGUGAAGACAGUCAAAGAUGUUCCUUACACCAGACUGCUAGAUAGUCCAAAUUUGCUCCCUAAGUUGGACAGCGAUUCCAAGCUCCACAAUAAUAAAGCUGCACUUAAUAUACCAGAAACGCCAAAAGCCAGUAGUUCAGACUCAAAGUUGGCAGUGGAGUAUUUUGUACCCAGCGUUCCACCCUCCGAAUCAAAGCACUCUCUCCUUUCUAAUGAGGCAGAAAUGGCUGAUACUUUGGAAUUUCAAAGAACAGUAUCCAUCAGUAGUGGUCAGUCUGAAGCAUUCUACUCUGCCGAUGAAGAUUCAACAAUAGUUGGAGGGAGCGUUGUUGACGGCAAGAAGUUCACUAGUGAAACUCAGAUUGCUGAAACAGUUGCAAAGCCCAUCCCACGACUCACUAGCUAUAGCAGUGAACAAGAUUUUACAAGUCAGGAUACAAAGCCUGGGGAGCCGAUGAAACCAAGACUCGCACCUUUGUCAGCCUCUGUACCCCAUGAUAUCAUCAGCUCUGUUAAGUACGAGGAAACUAUGAGUUUUAAGUUAAGUGAUCUGCGAGAGAAAGUUGCUACAAACAAAGAGUCUUUGAAUAGAUCUAGUCUCAAUGCUAUGCAAAAGUCUGGUCCUAACAAACUGCAAGAUGUGUCAGAAGUUGGGGACUCAUCUGAUACGCAGUCCAUUCACUCGACCCAGUCGUUUAUAUCUGCGAUGUCCUCUCAAGAGGACCUUACAAUGGUCAACCUGCACAUGCAAGUCAAUAAACCGAUCAUAGAGUCGCCUUUGCUAAUGUCAAGCUACAUCAAUCAUCUAUCACAGAUGCGCUGUCAUCGGUGGACCCAAUCUUCUUUGCCGCUUGGCUGUGAUGCAUACACAACGCCUCUCUUUGAGCGCACUGAAGAUGGAAAGCUCACAUACAUUGGUGGGAAAUAUGUGCCAAAGUUUGAGAUGAUCACAGAGGGAUUUACCACUUUAAAAAUGCUUAGCCGUUCUCAAGAAUACAAUCAUUUCACACCUCCAGCUUCUUCCAACAAGCAGACUCCAACUCAUCCUUACAUGUGGGACAACGCAACAUUUUUGCAGUCUGAUGGAUCAGGAGAUGUGGAGGAGGAAAUUCUUGCUUUCCAAAAUGAGCAUGGCACUAGGACAACAAUUAUUGUUAAAUCGCGAGGUGACAUUGACAUCAUGAUAAGCCCUUUGGUACUAGAAUCUCUACAAAGGUUCAUUGAUGCCAUCACUCCAACUCUUGCUGCUCUUCACCCACUCACUGUAUUGAAUGAUCUGCACUGGAACUGCAUCAGCCGAGUUGAAGCUGCAAACAUUUUGAAGAAGGAGCAGUCAAGCUACUUAACACAGCUUCAGAGCAGUAAACGAGGAACAGCAGAGAGGAACGCGAUUGGUGUUCCUGGACCGCAGCUGACUUUGCAGUCCAACGUGUAUGAAGAAAGUAUCCACACUCAAACCCAAGGAACAAUCAUUUUGCCAAAGGUCAAUGUGACGCUGCUGCAAGCCUCCAUUGUGGAAGAGAUCAUUUCUUUUUCUGCUCUUGACAACGUUAGAGACUUGACCUGCGUUUCACUCUUUGCAGUUUGCUUUGAGUCGGUGUCAGCCCAAUUUUAUUCUGGGCAUCAAGCUAAGGAAGUAGUGCAAACAUUCCACAGGCCAACGGUAGCACCAAGUGGUGGAAAGAAAAUUUCUAAAUUGUACAAGGUGUGGCGCGGUGGCAAUUCUCCAACUGAUCCUUCGCAAGGAGAACUUGUCCACAUUGAAACCUCUGAGAAGCAACAAGAGGAGAUGGUUGUCAGCCUCAACGUAGGAAAGUGCCAUACUCAGCUGAGGAGACUGAAAAACGAGAGCUCAAUUUUGAAGGACGCUUACAUCACCACUAUUUCUCAGCACCAGUCAAAAGUCAUGUUCACGUGCGUCAGACUAAUGAAGACGGAACUUCCAAGCGCAUCAAAGAAGUCUGACGAUCCUUUGGAAAGUGAUGAUAAGCUAGGGUUCAUCAUGUUUGAAUGUGGUUUAGAAGGAGUUUCGCUGAAAAUCGUUAAGAAGUCCCACUUUGAAAAAAGUGAAAAUACUGGAAGCGAGGAUAAGUUUCCCACCAGUGACCCUAAUUACAACGAGAGCGUUAAGUCAAAAGAAGAAUUUGAUGAAAAGACCCAGAAAACCGAUGAUGAAUUAAAGGAUGCUGACCAAAGAAACUCGUCUCAGAGCAAGCAAGGAACGCCUGCUGAAAAAAUGGAGGAAAGACUUGAAGUUACAAACAAAGACAUGUCAAACACCUCAUCCUGUGUGCUAGAGUUGAAAACUGUUUGGUUUAACUUCGCUGCACCUCCCAGGGCACCCAUUACUAGAAAAAUUGAUUACACCCGUUUGGACUGGAACUUGUUGUCUACUGCAUCUCCUGGCAUCGAUGCUUGGAUGAAUCCUUCCAACAGGUUUGCGCUCAGGGUUGUUUGCAUGCUGCGCACCAUGUACCGACGAUCGACUGGGAUCGUGGCGUCCUUGAUGGCUGAAGCUUUGGACAUUCAGAGCAUUCACACUCCUGCAAAGAGCAGAUAUGGACGUGUAACUCCAAUGGCCAAAACCUUGCAGGAAGAUCCAUCAUGUCAGCUCUGCAAUGUGCUCCUCAAGUAUGUACUACAGACAGAGAUGAUCAUCAUCGAAAACAAUCUGCGAGAAAGCGACUUGCCUCUGCUCUCCACGCUUCGACAGGGCGUUAUUGUGCUAAGCAGACAGUGGAAGAAUGUUCUGUACACGUCCCUUCUGUUGGAGCAUAAUUACAAAAUGCGGAAUGUGAAGCCCUUGAAUGUGACCUUCGCUGUUCAGGACACUGACGAAGAGAAUGUGUUGACCGACGAGAACUCCGGUGAAGAUGGUGAGGUCACAGAUGAAUGUACUUUGCUGUUGAAAAGCCCAGAAAAAGUUUCCAAGUCUGAUACCGAGCAGCCUGACACGGACAACAUCUUUCAUUCGCCAGCAUCGCCGCCGCCAAAGAAGAACCUGCCGCCGUCGCAGCCGCCGUGCUCAUCACGAGCAAGUAUUGUCUUCCCGAUUCUGAACAAUGUGUACACAAGUAAAAGGUUUGAGAACUCUGCUGCCUUCUUCAGGAAAGACUCGGAUCAAACUCUGUGCUCCGACAAGGAAGGAAUGCAGGGGAACAGCUCUUCAAACAAUAGCCUUGACGGAACCGUUACACUGACGAGCCCGAAAAGCUUACUUCCCAGUGACAACGAAGACUUGUAUUCAUGGAUGGCGAAACAGCAGGAUUACACCAAAGCCGCGGAGGAAAGAAACAGAAUCAGGCGCAACUUGGAGUCCAAAGUAACCACACUCUCCACGGAGGAAACAGUUCACACGAUUGAAUCUGGUCUACCAAAUCCUGCAUACAAUUUAUACCCAAUGAGCAACUCGCUGCAUCUACUUGAUGCUCACUUGAUCUUUGAACCACUGCUGUCGUGCCUAGGAUUAAUGCCAGAGCAGAUAUCAGGUACCAACUAUGAGAGGUGGGGAACAAAUAUCUCCCUUGUUGGUGCCAUGGACGUGAUGAGAAUUGACAUUGUGGUCAGCGAGUACGGGAAAACAGACAAGAAGAAAAAAGGCAAAGCAACUGGGAAAAUGGGCAGCAAGUUUCAUUUGGAUAUACCGCCGGAGACUCCUGCUUUCUUGUGCGAAAAAAUUGGUAUUGAAGUUGAUGUCAAAAAAAUGGCUGACAUGACUGUGGACGAUAUGAUCCACAAGCAGAAUGUCUUGUACAUUUCAAGAGGCCAGUUAAAGAAGCACACAAGCACAGUGAUCAACUUCAGCUUGAAUAUCAGGUAUAUUUCACAGCAGGUGAACAUGCCGCUCUUGAGACUACUGCACCAAAUAUCCAAUAUGUAUCAAAACUUCAAAGAGACUCAAAUGGAACUUAAGGAGCAACAACCUGAAGGAAAAUUGGUGAAGGACAAGAAGAAUGGCUCUAGUUCUGCCUCUGAACAGCAAGAAACUAAUCUGGACUUAUCCAAAUCAAAGUCAAGGCAAAGCCUCCUCCAAAGGACAUUGAGCAGAACGUCCAUCAGAUCGCGGAAAGGUUCUAUAGAUGGAAACAAGGACAGAAACUUUCCACGCUCUCAGAGCCGAGGAAUUUCACCAUCAGCCUCAUUCAGAAACCGGCCGCAAAGUUUUGCUCAGAAGUUGAGAUCAACUGGCAAAAGCGUCAGAGGAUACAUGAACCUCAGUGAAGGUAUCUCGCCUCUGUUUGGAACCAGUCCAUCUGGCUCUGGAAUCGAGCAUGGAACAAUUUCUUCAGACAAAAGUAAAGAUUUGAAUGUGCCCAAGUGCUGGAAAACCGUCUAUGGACUUCUUGACCUGUAUGCUACAAUGCCUGAGACUAAAACGAUAACGCACCGGUUCUCAAUGGCACCUGAAGCUUCAGAAUUCUACAAAGCGAGUAAUCGCAAAUCUGAACAUUUGCCAGAAUUGCGGGAGGACGUUGAAAAAGGCAUUAAUGAUUUAAAUGGAAGCAACGCUACGCCUAAAAUCUCAGAAGUCAAACAAAAGGAGCUGAGCUUGCUGACUGGUGAACGGACAAGGUUAGUUGUUUUUGGAGUGGCUCGCAUUCACCGCACUCGACUGUUGGCAACUUUGAGCGGACUCAAAUUGGAGGCUGAAAUCACAAGCUUGCAUUCCAGUGUCACUUGCAGGAAGAAAAGUAGACCAGCCAGUUUCGAGUGCUCCAUAACUGGCCAAGUCGGACGCACGAUGAUUGUACUUUUGGAGGGUGUGGCUCCAAACCAACAAACUGUUGUCAAAGUGACAGUGGGAAAGUCGCAAGCACUUUACUCAAGCAUAACUCGCAGGCUCCGAGACAGAAACUCAGGAUUAUUAACAGUGGGUGCGAUCAUUGUUGAUAUUCCACAACAUCCAGUCGCUCUUCACGGAAUGAUGACGAGAGGCAGUAAACAGCUGUCGUCAACUUUGCAGGAACUGCGAGUGUCAAGGACAAGCCGAUUCAACAGGGGCAUGACCAUUGAUGAAGUUGACUUUGCUGCUCCUCCAUCUUUCCCACGUUUUAGCCGAGAAAACUUGGCGCCUCUGAAGAAGGCAGACUCAACUAUUCUGCAGCCACUGGUGAUGCAGUUUUCAGUGAUUCUGCAAAGCCUGAGCAUAACAGCCGCUCUUCUGCCAUCGUUGCAAGCCCAGUAUAAGAUGGACCAGGUUCAGAGCACUGGUAUCACUGGAUCAAAAGCAAAAUUCACAAUCGACCUGCCAAAGCACUCGCUCAGCUUUACUACCAAACUACAGACUGCAGAGGCGAAUUUGCCGACAGCAGCCUGUAUAGAAUUGCCAAAGGUGCACGUGUCUGCUGAGUAUAUCGUAGAAGGCAGCAGCACAGACAAAACCCACUUUGCAGAUGGUGUCAUCUUGCACCAAGGAAGCUACUUGAAUGCGAGCGCCGACAUAGGCGUUUUUGAACACUCACUCACCACUGAUUUGCUAAACCAUCUUGUUUUUGUACAAAAGGUCUUCAUGAAAGAAGUGAAUGAGGUCCUGCAGAAAGUGUACGGUGGGGAAAAGUUGGUACCCUUGUGGUUGGACGAGAAUGAAGAGUCACAGCCAAGCAACAUGAAGCGGCUGCUGUUUUCUCUGAUUGUCCGACUGAAGCGAAUUCAGCUAACUGCUACUACGCCGACUAACUCGGCAGUUCGUCUAGAAACAGGCGCUGUUGAAUUCCAGCUUUCAAACCGAGUGCUCAAUUUGUCAGCCAGCAAAGAUGCAAGUCCAAGUACCAAAUUGUUCUUUAAAGCUCAAGUGGACAUCAACCUUUCUCUGGGACAGCUGUUAAAAAAUACAGUGUUUGAAGAAGCUGAGCCAGAAUUCCAGCAGUUUGCCUUCUUCAAAACGAAAAUUUUCUUGCGGAACGCAUUCCAGGAUGAGACAGGCCAGGGAGAGAUGAAUGACAAAGAGGUGGUGCUGAUAAAACUCCAGCGGCCCUUGAUUUACAUACAACCAGUUGCUGUUGACAAAGCCAUUCUUGUGUGGCUCAACUACAAAAAUGCAUACGAAUAUUGGGAUGAACAGAGGAGCAACCUGCAGAAAGAAGUGCUCACUGCGACGCAGCAAGUCUUUGAAAAAGUCCAGUUCUCACAGAUCGGAACUCCAAAUUUAGGCACACUCUUCCUGCAGCUGACCGUUCAUGAUAUGGGCAUCUGCCUGCCUUUAAAUCCUCUCCCACCGGUUUAUGGCGCCUCUAGAACUUACGAUGAUAGCCGGGGUGCAGUUGUCGUCACUUUGGACUCGACUAGCAUUAGUGCGUGCAGCUCAGGAUCGCUAGUCAGCAAGGGGAAGUUUGUCGGCCUUUGUCUGAGAUUCGCCGAAGACUUUGAAACAAGCUUGGAUGAAUGGAGGCCAGACAUGACCGAUGUCAUGAAUUUGUGUGUUGUGUCGGAGGGAACUUACGAGGUUUGCAGCAGGACUGUAGCCCAGAAGACAGGAUCAGUGCACGAUAACGCCAAAUGGUUUUUGAAUGUGCAAUGGCAAAUGGAAGGCGUCGACAUUCAUCUGGACGUCAAUGUUGGAAAACAGCUCUCUGCCCUUGGACACACGCUUACAACACUAACUGGAUACGAGGAAGAUGAAAAUUUAAAUUUGGACUCUGACAGUGAUGAAGGGGAUCAAGUAGAUGGAAGUAAAGCAUCUCAGGAGAGCAUGUACGGAAAGAGGCUAACUGAAAAUUUGCCUCCAUUCUUCUUUGACCCACACAUUGACGCCAAGACAAGGUCAAAACUUAUCGAAAAAGAAAUGAAUGAACAAACAAAAAUUAUCAAUGAUCUGAGAACUCUGGGUGCGUCAAUAGUCACAAUUGAACAGGAGUUGCGAAAAUUGCAAGAUCUUGAGGCAGCUGCUUUCAAAGACUUCAGACACAACAUGAUUCAAAAGUUGCGCAGGCAAAGUGUAAAAGCAUCCUCGAUCAAAGGAAAGUUUGGCCUGGGCUCCAAGGCUAGCGCUCUGAAAACUCGAUCUCUGAUGGUUCCCUCGCCAACUCCAGAAAACCAAAUGGAAACGCCAAGUGAUGACCUAACAACAAAUGCAAGUUUUGAAAGCAGUCCGCAAUCGGGGCCUUCAAGAUCAGCAUCAAUUCGAGCAAAGGAGCCAAUUGGACCGCGGGUCACGUUCUCCCCUGACACUCAAAAUAUCUACGGUUCAAGGCAAAGCUCACUUCCAAGCAUGGAGUCUGAUCUUAGUUUGCCUGAGUAUGAUAUAGACCCUGAGGUUGAGUUAAGAAGGAAGCCAUCACCAUCAAAAUAUGACAUGCCUGAUGUAGGCAGCAAUUAUUACCUUGAGCCUGGAUUCAGCAAAGACGGUGGAAUAAGCCCAAUGUCUGGACAUCCCAGUUACCAAAAAUCCCAGGAGCCAAACAUCGACUUUGAGCUUGACGUGAAGGUGUUGAUCAAAAGCGGAAAAUGUGUCCUUCACACCAAAGAUCCAGCCAAAGAGGAGGAGAUAAAGAUCACUAAAAUGCGGAAAGAAAGGAGUUCUUCAGGAGCAACUUUAGAUUACCCAUCUAGCCCAAGCACAAGCCGAAAAAAUAAGGAGCUCAAGCACAAUCCCAGCAGUAGCAGACUGAAAUUCCUCAAUAGCAAUGUCACCUCGCUUGUCGAUCUUACUAUUUUCCAUGUGCCUGGUCUUGAUGUCAAGGUGCAUUAUGAGUCAAGAAAUAUGAAUGAAGACUAUUCCUAUUGUGCUCGAGAAGGCUUCCGCAAGCCUAGUGUCAAAAAAGCUAGCCUUUUUGCAUGGAUGACUCUGCAGAGCAUUCCAGAAGAGACCAUCAUAUCGCCUCACAUUCUUGAAUUCUUGGAACAAACACUAGAGCCGAUUCCUUCGACCAUUCCUCAGCCCAAGACCAACACCAGCAAUACAAUGUUUGCCAUGGAUCUAGACACAAACAUGACCAGCACAGUCACCAAUUACGCCUACACCUCUUUCCCUGUUGACGUCAUCGUGUACUUCCACAUGCAGCCAUCUUCAUUCAGAUUUUCAUGCUUGCCAGUUUCACGUGUAGAGUGCAUGCUGAAGCUUCCCUCGUUAGACAUUGUGUUUUCGUCCAAACGAGCAGAGGGGGAACACGCUGAAUUUGCUGACGAGAUCUCAAGACCAGCACCAGCGCCGGGAAGCGUUUCUGGCUACCGAGGAUCCCUAACAGAGGCCAUGAAAAUCGAUAGUACGUCAGCCACUGCUGCAGUUGGAGGUUUGAGCGUCACUGGCUGUCUAGCUGAUUUUUCAGUCUACAUUUUCCAUCCAUAUGGUGGCAAGAAAAGUGGUCUGAAAGAAGCGCAAUGGUCACCUCUCGCGGACAGUGAGCGGAAAGACUCGCUUAGCAUUAAUGUCGAGUUUGUCAAGUUCCACCUUUCUCGCAGCAGGAAACUGAAUUUCAGCACUCCAAUGCCUGAUCCAACUCUGAAGACUUCAUUGGGCUCCGCUAAAAUUGGAGAACAUAGUCAAGCUGUCAUCAGAUUUUCAACUAUUGUGGACAUUGGAUCAGCAUCAUUCAAAUAUGACAUGCGACGAUUGACAGAAAUUCUCGCUUUUCCAAAAGCGUGGUACAGGAGAUCCAUAGUCCGAAGACUUUUCCUUGGUGAUUUGAGUAUGAGCGCAGUUUACAGUGAAGGUGACGACAGUCCUCCCUCAAGUUUUGAAGAAGAUUCGUCCCCUGUAUCAAGGUCUUCUGCUAGCUUCGAGACUGGGCGGCAGUUUGAAGACAGAACCUCUCGCUCUGUGCCUGUCGAACAAAGUCCGUUGCAAAUGAGAGACAAACUACGGCUCAGUCUAGAAUCGGAAAUUCCCAAAAACUCAAAAUUGAACAGUGCUGGAGAAAAAGUGACACCAAGCACAAGCUCAACUAGUCCCUCUGACUUGAAAGCUAGUUCAGCCUGGGAAACCUUGGUACUAUUUGCGGUCAACUUUACUAAACUAAAUGUCCACAUGAACAUGGGAAACGUCAUGGGCAACGUCAUGUGGCAAACGAAGGAUUUCAAGUCAGAAGGUCGCCUGUCCAUUGGAAGCAAUGGUCACAAGAACAUGUACAUUGGUGUUGGUCUUGGUGGCUCUGGUCUCGAUGCAAAAGGCGGUAUUGUUGGUGGCACUAUUGAACUGAGUAAAAUCGACACUUUCAUUCAUAUUCGAGAAGACCCAGGAGUGGAGCCUGACCACAAGUUUGGUUUGAAGCUUUUCGCAUUUGAAUUGAGACUGGAUUACAUGGGAACAGGAGUACUGAUGUCCAGAAUCAGCAGCUUGGAUGUGUCACUCAGAGCUGAAUGGAAAAUCCACCACCAGCUAGCAUCAACGUCUCAGGAUGUUCCUACCAGAAGGCCUGCCACGAUUUUCAUGCAUGGAGAUUUGGGCUGGGACCAGUUACAGCUCAUGAUUUCUCGGUCCACUACAGCAGACCUGUUGAAGAUGUACCACAAAUUGGAGGAGUUCUUCUCGCAACAGUUCAAAAGCAGCAAACGAGUGUUUUCCAGUCUUCAGCCAGCUGCAAAGAAGCCUAGCUUGAGGAAGAAACCGCAACCAAAAAAGAAGACAUCUAGCACAACAGGUGGGGAUUCAGGAAUAUCAAUUGACGCACGGCAUCACCGUCAUUGGCACCGCCCGCUGAGCGCGGUGGCUGGUUUGCGCCUAACUACACUGCCAAACCCUUUACCUGUAUCUGGCUCCGUUCUCGGUGGCACCAUGGAGCUGCAUGGAAACAACAUUUCCCUUGCCUGCUUUCAUGGCAUCAACUUCAAAACCAAGUCAUGGGCUCUCUUCAGCUUGCGUGAGCCGUGCAUUUCAUUUGCAACUGAGGCCCAAGAAGUCCCUCCACCAACACCUGGAGAGUCGAUGGAUGUUCACGUCGUUCAGUCCUUAACGUUCAGUUUGGGCAUGGUUGGUCUUGCUCCAGCGCACGCCCAGCACCUCAGCAUGGCCACGAUUUGCAGAAUGAGCCGCAACUCCCUGUUCCCACCUCAAUUCAGAACUUUGCAGGAAUGGUUCAACUUUGCAUUUGCCCAGUCAGAACUUGAUGAUGUUGAUCGAUUUCCAAGCUUGGAGCGGGAGCGAACUGAGAGCACAGAGAGGAGGUCAGCAAAUAAGAGCCAAGAAAUAAAUCACAACAAAGAAGUCAUUUUCUCGCUUCCGUCAAUGCAGCUGCAUUUGAAAACAGAACAUUUGCAAACAGCUCGCACUCCCGACCUCGCAGGCGACAAACCUGAGGUGGUCUGCAGUUUCAUCACUGAGUUUGAGGACCAUAUCUUCGUGACGGUUGACGCUGAAGCAUUCUUUUUCCUGCAUGACUUGAUCACGUCCUACCUCAAGGAAAAGGAUCGAGUGAUCACGUCCACUCAGAUAAUCCAGAGAGCAAAGAGCCCUGAUGGAGACAGAAGGAGGGCGGAUUCUGGCAGGAAAGCCUUUGAUCCUGGCGAAAUGUUUUUGAAAGACUGGAGAAACUUCAAUUGCAAAACCUGGCACUUAGAGCCUACUGUCCGUCUCUUGUCCUGGGCUGGUAAAAGCAUUGAGCCCUAUGGAGUUGACUACAUCUUGCAGAAACUAGGAUUCACACAUGCCCGCACAACCAUUCCUAAGUGGAUGCAGCGAGGAUUCCAGGACCCGUUGGACAAAGUGCUGUCAAUUCUCAUGCUCAGAAUGGUUGGUCUUGUCAAGGACGAGUCCGCGCCGCCUUUCAAAGGGCGAGAACUUGGUCCGAAGAGAGACUAAAUAAUUACAAAUAUCAUGUUUUGCUACCAUAUCUAUUCUAAUUUUCUUCAUUCCAUUUUAAAGCUGCUGUAAUUUACCUAAUUUAAGCUCCAAUUUUUAUUAAAGUAGUCAAGGCUUUUUUAAUCACUUGUUUAUAUAGCAGUUUACGCUUGUGAUUCAAUACUGAAAUGCGUGAUCUUAAAAAUAAUAUUAUCUCUAUUGUUGUUUGUUGCAAGUCAAAAUAAAGUUAAAUUUAUCAUACCAUAAUAAUAUGCAA